UGCAGUAUACACUGUAAUCUUGGUCAAUAAUACUCAUCAGUAUUGACUUUAUCUUUCGGUUUCAUGAAAGACGAGAGACUGUGUCUCGUUAUUAUUCUUAUGCAUUAACUCAUCUUGAGUCAUUUAGAGUCUGAUUUGUAUAUAUUGUCUUAUUUGAUCUAUUUAAAAAAUUUAAAUGUCUACUUCAAUUGCUGGACUAGAAGACAUGAAUAUGAAGUCUCUUUUAGCCGGAGGUCGCAAUGUUUUGUGCUUGUUUGAUGUGGACGGAACGCUGACACCCCCGAGAGAGAAGAUCGACCCUGAGCUGGACGAUUUUUUCCAGGCCUUGAGAAAGAAGGUGAAGAUCGGCGUGGUGGGUGGUUCAGAUUAUUCCAAAAUCGCAGAACAGCUCGGAGAAGGAGAUGAAGUCAUACACAAGUUUGACUACGUCUUUGCCGAAAAUGGAACCGUGCAAUACAAAGAUGGCAAACUCAUCUCCAAACAGAGAGAGAAGAUACGAGAGAAGUUUGUGGCGGCUCUGCAGGAGGAGUUUGCAGGAAAAGGUCUGCGGUUCACCAGAGGGGGUUUGAUCAGUUUCGACAUCUUCCCGGAGGGCUGGGACAAACGCCUCUGUCUGGACGUCCUGGAACAGGAAGGAUUGGACGCCAUCUACUUUUUCGGCAACGAAACUUCGUUGGGUGGAAAUGACUACGAGAUCUUCGAGGACCCUCGUACCAUCGGUUUCACCGUCUGCUCCCCUGAAGACACAGCGAGGCUCUGCAGGGAGAUGUUCGUAAACGCUCCACCCAAUGAGGCGUGAAAGCGGCUGCGCCCACUACUGGUCACUGUGGGCAAAGCCUGAGAGCCAUCACACAUGGAGAUCAAACCAAUCCACUGCUGAUCUGCAGACUGAAGGGACUGCAUGUAAAUAUCACUGACAGGGCCUCAUCAGUGUGUGCUCUUAGUUUUUUAAUGUUCAAAUAUUAAUUUUAAAUCGAAAGAUUUCGCCUCGUUUCAUAAUAAAAAGCGUUUUACUGUGGCUACGUUCACACUGCAACAUUUCCGGAGUGACAACUGUUUUUAAAAUACAGUGAAUCCUCUGAAUGAUGAAAGAGUACAGGACUCAAUCCAGAAAUUAUGAUGAUUGACAGUGCACUGUUUGACACCUCAACGCUGUAAACUAGCUUUUAACUCAUCUUUUUAACCGAAGUAACAUUAGCUAUCAGUAAUUAGUAAGAGGCGUUUGCUUUUCUGUUUACCUCGUGUGCUCCGUCACGUAAUGGUGCUUUAUUUAUUUAAAGGAAUUAAACGAUUUAAAGGCAUUUAAGGGAAUAAUGAAAAUUUGUAUUCACAACUUAUUGUAAAAUAAUGCAUUUAAACUGUUUUAUUUUAAAAUAUUCACGCAUCCACUCCACAGAACUGCUCGUUUUGUCAUAUGGGCUAUUACAAAAUACAUUACUCGAAUGCAUGAUUUCUUCAAAACUAUGAAAUCUGACAAAACGUUGAGUAGUCUGCAUACGUGCGUAAUACUGUCGUUCGAUUAGCAUUUCUGUCCUACAACGGUUGACGGAUAUUAAUGUUUAGCUGUAGCCUACAUCUUACGUCACAUUUUUCAGCCGUUAAAACUGAUCAGCUCGGCUUCUUUGAACGGUAAACCCCGCCUCCUUUGAUUUGAUUGGCCAUCUCAAUCAUUUGACAUUGAUGAGUGCCUUUAUACGCAGACCACAAAAAAUA
This is a messenger RNA of Sinocyclocheilus rhinocerous, 1713 nucleotides long. Its product is annotated as phosphomannomutase 1-like. Gene Ontology annotation, cellular component: cytosol. NCBI's taxonomy places the organism in Eukaryota, Metazoa, Chordata, Actinopteri, Cypriniformes, Cyprinidae. The record is from RefSeq and is a predicted model, not a curated record. Gene Ontology annotation, molecular function: phosphomannomutase activity. Gene Ontology annotation, biological process: protein N-linked glycosylation; mannose metabolic process; GDP-mannose biosynthetic process. Bases 176 to 799 code for a protein of 207 amino acids. The transcript has 6 exons.